This is a messenger RNA of Macrosteles quadrilineatus (aster leafhopper), 2116 nucleotides long. RefSeq lists its product as uncharacterized. The transcript has 2 exons. The record is from RefSeq and is a predicted model, not a curated record. NCBI's taxonomy places the organism in Eukaryota, Metazoa, Arthropoda, Insecta, Hemiptera, Cicadellidae. The coding region runs from base 99 to 1805 and encodes 568 amino acids.
GGCUGCGAGGGUAUCCCGUCACGUGAUCAGCUGACCGAUGACGUCAUUGGCUGGGUUAUAAGCCCUCAGUUCACAAAGCUCGUGACUGUCUCGCAGCUAUGAAGUGGGUAUUUCUUGUAAUUUUUGGACUGGUGGCAGUUGCGCAAUGUAGACCAUCGAAGAUUGAAUUCCCUGAACAUGAGGGGGAAGAUCACAAGGGACAUCAUGGUCAUCAUGGAGCACAGCAUGGGGAGCACCACGGACCUUCCGGUCUGAUAGGAAAGCCAGGGGGUCAUGGAGAUCAUGGAGGUCCCGGAGGAAAACCACAUGGUGAAGGGCUUGGAGGACCUGGACACGGAGGUGGUGGCGAAGGAGGUCAAUUUGGAGGUGGAACUCAAGGAGGGAUUGGUGGAAAACCAGGAGGUGGAGGAGGUCAAUACGGAGGAGGUUCUCAAGGAGGAUUUGGUGGAAAUCAAGGAAGCGAAGGAGGUCAAUACGGGGGAGGUUCUCAAGGAGGGAUUGGUGGAAAACCAGGAGGUGGAGGAGGUCAAUACGGGGGAGGUUCUCAAGGAGGAUUUGGUGGAAAUCAAGGAAGCGAAGGAGGUCAAUACGGGGGAGAUUCUCAAGGAGGGAUUGUUGGAAAACCAGGAGGUGGAGGAGGUCAAUACGGGGGAGGUUCUCAAGGAGGAUUUGGUGGAAAUCAAGGAAGCGAAGGAGGUCAAUACGGGGGAGGUUCUCAAGGAGGGAUUGGAGGAAAACCAGGAGGUGGAGGAGGUCAAUACGGGGGAGGUUCUCAAGGAGGAUUUGGUGGAAAACCAGGGAGUGGUCAGAGUCAAGGUGGGUUUGGAAGCUCGGGGCAGAAUGGUGAAGGCAGUUUUGGAAGUGAAGGAAGCUAUGGUGGAGGUGGAUUAGGAAAACCGGGAAGCCAAGGAGGUCAAUACGGAGGUGGGAGUCAAGGAGGGUUUGGCGGAAAACCAGCUAGUGGUGGAAGUGGAUUUGGAGGCAAACCUGGAUCUUACGGAGAUGAAGAGAGUUUUGGAGAGAUCCCAGGAGCAGCCGCGAAAGAAGGUGGAUAUGGAGGGAAACCAGGAUCAGGUGGAAGUAGUGGAGGAUUCGGUGGGAAACCAGGUUCUUUUGGAGGAGAACAAGGAUUCGGAGGAAAGCCUGGGUCCAGUGGGAGUCAAGGAGGUUUUGGCGGAAGGCCAGGUUCAGGUGGAAGUGGAGGUGGAUUUGGCGGUAAACCAGGCUCAUUCGGAGGAGAACAAGGAUUCGGAGGAGAGCAAGGUUUUGGGGGAGAACAAGGAUUUGGAGGAAAGCCUGGGUCCAGUGGGAGUCAAGGAGGUUUCGGUGGAAAACCAGGGUCAGGUGGAAGUGGUGGAAGUUUCGGAGGCAAGCCAGGGGGUGGUCACGGAAGUUCAGGUUUAGUUGGAGAACAUGGAGAAGGAGGUUUUGGGAAACCAGGGUCUGCUGGAGGUGCUGGGCAUUUUGGAGGCUCUAGUGGUUCACAUGAAGGAUCCCUUGGGGAACAUGGUGAAGGAGGAUUUGGUGGGAAACCAGGAAAACCUGGAAGUUCAGGACACUACGGAGGAUCAGAAGGAUCGCACAACGCUGGGGCGGAACAUGGUGAAGGAGGUCACGGAAGUGCAGGAGGAUUUGGCGGGAAACCAGGUAAACCUGGAAGUUCAGGACACUACGGAGGUGGUCCAGGAUCACACCACGAGGCAGGACUCCAUGGACCUCCGCACCAUCAUGGACCUCCUCCUCCUCACCAUCAUCAUGGACCUCCUCCCCCCCACCAUCACCACGGGCACCCGCCACACCACUGAUACAUCACAUCAGCUGACUGAACAUUACAGACUGAAACUAUUUAGCUUAGUAAAUUUGCAUACGUUUCUAACAAGUUGGGAUAAAAGUUUAAGCUUCGGUCAAUUUUACAGUAAUUUUUCUUUUACUCGUUUUACGUAAAUGUUGUGUAACUUAAGAAUUGUAUCUCGUUUUCUCUUUGGUACUGCCAAAAAAGGUCAGAAUUUCAUUCAAUUUUUCUUUAGCUGACCGAUGAAUGUACGUUUAUGGAUUAAAAAUUCCACAGUAUAACUGUAAUUGUGAAUCUGAAGAUUAAAAGACAUUUAUUUUUUAA